This is a messenger RNA of Ornithorhynchus anatinus (platypus), 654 nucleotides long. It is a transcript of the gene GCHFR, whose product is annotated as GTP cyclohydrolase I feedback regulator. Gene Ontology annotation, biological process: negative regulation of biosynthetic process. The transcript has 3 exons. NCBI's taxonomy places the organism in Eukaryota, Metazoa, Chordata, Mammalia, Monotremata, Ornithorhynchidae. The record is from RefSeq and is a predicted model, not a curated record. Gene Ontology annotation, molecular function: GTP cyclohydrolase binding. Gene Ontology annotation, cellular component: cytoplasm; nucleus. The coding region runs from base 66 to 320 and encodes 84 amino acids.
UGGGCGUGCGGGGGCGGGACGAGCCGGGGGCGAGUGGGGGGUCCGAGCGUCCGGAGCCCGGGACCAUGCCGUACCUGCUCAUCAGCACCCAGACCCGCAUGGAGGUGGGUCCCACGAUGGUGGGGGACGAGCAGUCGGACCCCCAGCUGAUGCUGUGCCUGGGAGCCAUCAAGAGGAACACACUUGGGAACCACUUCUGGGAGUACUAUGUCAACGACCCGCCCCGUGUGGUCCUGGACAAGUUGGAGGGUCAGGGCUUCCGUGUGGUCGGCAUGACGGGGGUGGGCCAGACUCUGGUGUGGUGUCUGCACAAGGAAUAGCCCCCCGUCCCCCACCGCCACGGGGGAGCAGUCUGGGCCUCCCCCGAAGUCACAGUAACGGCCUUCCCCGACCUGGAGUCGCCCACCUCAUCCCUCGGGAGCCCCCCCCUUCCUCUCCCGGGCCCUCUUCCUCCUCCUCCUCACCCACUGCUGGCUCCUGAUGUCCAGAUGGCUGUCCCAGGCGAGGGGGGCGGCUGAGGCGGUGCCAGCUGGGGCCAAGGAAAGAGGGGGGGUGGGGAGGGGGUCUGGCCCCUAAAGCCCAGGCCCCGUGCAAAUUGUGACCAGCCCCGGACCUGUCCAGACUUCCGGUCAAUAAAGAGUCGUGGUGACAUCA